AGUACACUGGACGAGACGUUGGAGUUAGUCCAGUUCCGGCUUCCUGCGAGCCGGAAUCACAACUUGUAAGUCUCCGACCGGAAAACCUAACCGGAACUCGCUACUACUUUUACCCAACGUGUACACGAGUGAAGCUUUGCAGCGGUUGCUGCAACACCAACCAGCUCGUCUGUGAAGCGAUAGCCAAACAUACAAUCUUGUACAAGGUAAUAAUUUUGGAGUACCGACCGGAUGAAAAAGAUCGCUUCUCUCACUUGGAGUUGGUACCGAUCGAAGAGCAUGUCAAGUGCAAGUGUCAAUGCCGCAUCAAAGAGACGCAUUGCAACGAGCAGCAGGUUUACAAUCCGUCCAACUGUCGAUGUGAGUGCAAUAAUAGGGACGAGCGCAACCGCUGCCUCCAGGAGCGCCAACUGAAGCAGUGGAACCCGACCAUGUGUAGUUGUGACUGCCUACCGCGCCCUGAGGAAUGCACUAGCGGAUCGCUCUACGAUCCUAGUGCUUGCAAGUGUUUACCGGUAAGCAUUGAACGUCAUUCUCGAUAGACUAAGUAGUGUUGCCAACAAAUGUGUCAAUACUUGUGAGGUUAAACAAAACGAAAACAAAUUAAACUUUACCAAAAGAGAAACACAACCUGCAAUGCUAUUUUCUUUGAACACUGUUUAUGUAUCAAAUCGCACAACACCCAAUCUGUGCCGCUACACGAUGCGCAACGAAACGUUUUUGGCAUUUCAGAUAAAGGCCAAAAGUUGCGCUUCUGUCAAAACUUGUAUGUGUAGGACGACCGCAAACCCGAUCGCAAAUCCGACCGCAAAUCCGACCGCAAAUCCGACCGCGAAACCCGUUUGCAAACGCUUUGUUUACAAACAGAGGAUAAUAUAAGUUCUUAUUUGCUGGUAUAGCAACAAAAUCUAAAAUACAGGAAAAAAUAUUCAGAAAUCAAUUUAUUUAUCUUCUAUUUCUAUUUUCUCGGACCAAA
Messenger RNA from Anopheles bellator, 976 nucleotides. It is a transcript of the gene Pvf1, whose product is annotated as balbiani ring protein 3. The annotation marks the transcript as partial. The record is from RefSeq and is a predicted model, not a curated record. Gene Ontology annotation, biological process: positive regulation of cell population proliferation; positive regulation of protein autophosphorylation. Gene Ontology annotation, molecular function: growth factor receptor binding; growth factor activity. Gene Ontology annotation, cellular component: membrane. The transcript is spliced from 2 exons. Lineage: Eukaryota; Metazoa; Arthropoda; Insecta; Diptera; Culicidae.